AAAUAAAAAAAAUACUAAAUAAAAGCACAAUCAGAAGUAAUGUACAACGAUAAUUCAGAAGGUUUAUUUGGCGGCUAUAAUAGUUACUAAAAGUAUUAAGAUUUGCCUCCAUUAGACAUACAACCUUUAUUAAAUGUUAUAAAGAAUUAACAGUAGGGUCAUAAUCAGAUUUAAUAAACAGAGCAAAAUCAUCAAUAAAAUAGUUUAUUUGGAUAUAAUUAAGAUUACUUAGCUGCUAAUAAUCAAUAUUUUAAUCAAGCACCAGCUUUUAAUUCUAUUUCUCUAUUUGCUUAGAAUUAGUACAACAAUUACCCAUAAUAAUAGUAAGCAAAACCACAACUAGCAUAUAAUUAAGCUUAUAAUCCUUUUGAUGAUUUCUGUUAAAUGGAUAGACCUUAAAGUUAUCCAAUUCAAUAAAUAAAUUCCUAAGCUAUAUCAUAAGCUCUCAAUGCUAAUUUAACUGCUUUAGAUGAUAUAUUUUACUAAUAAUAGCCAUAAAAACCAAUCUAUUAGGUACCAAAUUAAUAAUUUUUGAAUUAUAAUAAUUAAGAAAUUGAAUAAGAUGAUAUUGGAUAACCUAUUAAUAGUAAUAAUGCUGAAUUUGAUUUACUUUUUUGA
Molecule: messenger RNA, 618 nt
Organism: Tetrahymena thermophila SB210
Lineage: Eukaryota; Ciliophora; Oligohymenophorea; Hymenostomatida; Tetrahymenidae
Product: WAMTP1-MAML2 fusion protein, putative
Exons: 2
Source: RefSeq, a predicted model, not a curated record